AUAGCGCAAGUCAUGACCGGGACAGUUGAAGAGUUGCGCGAGAUCGCAACCGGACCGCGCGGACGACCUCCCUUCAUGCAGCUCAACGAGCUCCACGUGACCAACUUCAAGAGCUUCCGCGGAAGCCACGCGGUGGCCUUCUCCCCCGGCGUCAACUGCAUCACGGGGCCGAACGGAGCAGGCAAGUCGAACCUCCUCGAAGCCAUCUGCUUCGCGAUGGGCAGCAGCGUCCUUGCGACGUUCCGCGUGAAGCAGUGGAAGGACCUCCUCAACUGCGCCGAGAAGGAAGCCAGCAUCAAGCUUACCCUAACGACUGCAAGUACGUCGUCUCAUCCGCAAGGAUGCGAGGAAGAGUACAUGGGAUUAGGCCAGGGACAAGCCUCGGUCGGCGUGACGCUUGCUCCUUCGGGACAUCGCGUCUACUAUGUCAACAACCGCGCCAAGGCCAAGAAAGGUGCAUUGAACAGCGGAGACGAUAGACCAUGA
Messenger RNA from Saprolegnia parasitica CBS 223.65, 486 nucleotides. RefSeq lists its product as hypothetical. The transcript is spliced from 2 exons. NCBI's taxonomy places the organism in Eukaryota, Oomycota, Saprolegniomycetes, Saprolegniales, Saprolegniaceae. Bases 13 to 486 code for a protein of 157 amino acids. The record is from RefSeq and is a predicted model, not a curated record.